AUGUUUUGUCAUAUUUGUGGUGCGGAGACACCAGAUCGCUCUAACUUCUGCUGGAAAUGUGGUGCUUCUGUGAAAAGCGAGAAAGCAGAAGAGGACAAAAAGAAACCCGUAAGUUUCAAUGCAUUUAAAAAGAGAAAAGAAGAAAGAUCUUCUAGAUUUCAACCGAAAAAAAAGUUAAAGUCAGAAAGCAGUGACAAAAACAAGUGAGCAUCAACGUUGGGUAUAUGAAGUUCGAAGAUGACAAAUUUAAAAAGUGUAGAGGACGAACGCUUCCUGUCAAAGUACCAGUGACUGCAGAUCGAAAAACAAUUUUGGAAAGAAGCGUUCGUAAACACGCAAACCACUUUAAAGACGUCCAUGAGAACCUAGAAUACACACUCAUUUACCCAGAUAACAGCAAAAUGGUGCAUCUACCAGGAACAACUGAACAAUUCGUCCUUAAUAAAUACAGGGAAGACGUUGGAAGGAAAUAUAACCGUAUUACUAUUUUCAUCGCGACCAAAACAGAUUACAUCAACUAUCAUCUAUUUAAAAUUGGUGAGAGCCUUGAAGCGGAAUCAUCUGACAAUAACCAUGGCAGUGAAGACGAUGAUGAUCGAAUAAUCGACGAAACCGUGAACAACGCACAUUCCUUUCAACAUGACCGGAGAUUGAGACAAGCCAAAUCGAAACAAACGACAUUGGAGCAAGUGAGCGGACCAAGUACUAGUAGUACAUUACCAAGUACUCAUGGUGAUGAACAAAGACCAGAUACAAGUAGUACAUUGCCAAGUACUCAUGAUGGUGAUGAACAAAGACAAUCCUCUGUUGAACAUUACAUUGAAUGUCCAUCAUGCUUCAAAAUUUUCCCGAUUAAUGAAAUUGUGGAGCAUGCUGAUAAAUGUGUGGACAUCUGGAUUGGUGAGGUACAAGUAGAAGACAGUGAAAAUGAAAGUGAAACGGACACUGAUCUUCCUGAUCCUGGAUUUAUUGAUGCGGAACCAGCAGAUACCAGCCUGAAGAAUGUUGCCCAGCAGUUGGCAGAUGUACAUGUCAAGAAGGAACAACCCAAAAGAGUAAAUGUUCGCAGAAAACACUUAUGGAUGGAUUUCAAACAAGCCAAAGAGAAAUGGAACCUUACUGCAAAUACUCCAAUUCGAAUUGUUUUCCUAGGUGAACCUGCAGUAGAUCAUGGAGGGCCAAAAAGGGAAUUCUUUUCAG
Paramuricea clavata is the source of this 1200-nucleotide messenger RNA. The record is from the annotation of a GenBank genome assembly. NCBI's taxonomy places the organism in Eukaryota, Metazoa, Cnidaria, Anthozoa, Malacalcyonacea, Plexauridae.